AUGGCGCCCCCUGUGUCCCUUCUUGAGGUCAUGGAGCGCGCUCUGUUCCACAUGGAGAACUCGUACAGCGUGUCAAACGUGCGUGGGCGGGGCUUCCUUUGCCGCACCAACCUGCCGUCCAACACGGCGUUCCGGGGCUUCGGGGGUCCUCAGGGUAUGAUGGUGACGGAGAGCUGGAUGACGGACGUGGCCCAGACCCUGGGCCGGUCCGCCGAGGAGGUGCGGCGGUUAAACCUGUACGUGGAAGGGGAGUCCACGCCGUACAACCAGAUCCUGGACCACAUCACGCUGGACCGUUGUUGGGACGAGUGCCUGACCCGGUCAGGGUACCAGGACCGACGGGUCGCCAUCGACCUGUACAACAGGCAGAACCGCUGGACCAAACGCGGCCUCGCCAUCGUCCCCACCAAGUUUGGGAUCAGCUUCACCGCCGUCUUCCUGAACCAGGCUGGAGCUCUGGUUCACAUCUACACCGACGGAUCGGUGCUGCUGACCCAUGGGGGGACUGAGAUGGGCCAGGGUCUGCACACCAAGAUGGUCCAGGUGGCGAGCAGAGUCCUGGGAAUCCCCUGUUCAAAGAUCCACAUCUCAGAGACCAGCACCAACACGGUCCCUAACACCAGCCCCACCGCCGCCUCCGCCUCGUCGGACCUCAACGGGGGCGCCGUGCAGAACGCCUGCGAGACCCUCAACAAACGUCUGCAGCCAUACAAGACCAAGAACCCCAAAGGAUCAUGGGAGGACUGGGUACGAGCGGCGUACUUUGACCGGGUUAACCUCAGCGCUAACGGCUUCUACAGGACCCCAGACCUGGGCUACAGCUUUGAGACGAACUCGGGUCGAGCGUUUAACUACUUCAGCUACGGUGUGGCGUGCUCCGAGGUGGAGAUCGACUGCCUGACCGGAGCGCACAAGAAUCUGAGUACGACCAUCGUCAUGGACGUCGGCCACAGUCUGAACCCGGCCAUAGACAUCGGCCAGGUGGAGGGCGCGUUCAUGCAGGGUCUGGGUCUCUUCACCCUGGAGGAGCUUCACUACUCUCCAAAGGGGGUCCUGCUGACCCGGGGUCCCGGUUCCUAUAAGAUCCCAGCAUUUGGCGACAUUCCCACCCAGCUGACCGUGUCGCUGCUGCGUGACGCUCCCAACGAGAAGGCGGUGUUCGCUUCCAAGGCUGUCGGCGAGCCUCCUCUCUUCCUGGCGGCGUCCGUUUUCUACGCCAUCAAAGACGCCAUCAGUGCUGCCCGGGCCGAAUCAGGGCUCACCGGUCCCUUCAGGUUGGAUAGCCCCGCCUCCGCCGAGAGGAUACGCAAUGCCUGCAGCGACCGAUUCACCAAACUGUGUCCUCCUGCUGAGCCCGGUUCCUUCACACCGUGGUCCGUUCAAGUCUGAGACGUUCACCCAGCCGUGAUCGUCACCGCUGAUCAUCCUUACAGGCCUGCUUUUACUCCGAGGGUCCAGAAAAUCAAAGCUAGCACAGCACCACCAUCACUGAGCACGCUCGCCAUCCAACCAAUGGGAAAGCCAAUCUCUGUUCAUUAUAAAUGAGUUAUAUCACUGUAAAACUUCAUGAUCAGUCUGUUUGAACUUUAAUUCUAGUGAAAAUCAAACCUGAUCGAUGCCUGUGUGCUAUUAAACAGAGGUCCUAUAGCAGUGUAAAGAUUAAAAUCACUGAAAUCAUGGAAUCAAACCUGUGAGCAGAAAGAAUGUGCUAGAGCUACAGAGGCUAACCAAAGAGACAGGCUUUAAAUCAGGGAGAGCUUUUAUUGAUGACUAAGAAUGACUGUACCGCGCAAAUGAAUAAAACUUUCAGGCACA
Messenger RNA from Cheilinus undulatus (humphead wrasse), 1815 nucleotides. Its product is annotated as xanthine dehydrogenase/oxidase-like. The record is from RefSeq and is a predicted model, not a curated record. The coding region runs from base 1 to 1389 and encodes 462 amino acids. The transcript has 11 exons. NCBI's taxonomy places the organism in Eukaryota, Metazoa, Chordata, Actinopteri, Labriformes, Labridae. Gene Ontology annotation, molecular function: iron ion binding; oxidoreductase activity.